AUGAAUUUCAAAGAAAGAGGAGAUAUAAUAGUGGUUUUGAGUGCAAUUUUGUUGAUAUUGAGGUCGGUGGAAUCGAUUCGUUUCGAUCUGGAAACUGGGCACACCAAAUGCAUAGCAGAGGAUAUAAAACUGAAUUCAAUGACUGUUGGAAAAUAUCAAGUCGUAAACUACAAUGAGGGAUUGCCUUUGCCUGAUUCCCAUAAAAUUACUAUUCGGGUUACUUCAUCAUAUGGGAACAACUACCACUACGCAGAAAAUGUGGCUUGGGGACAUUUCGCGUUUCAGGCAGCGGAUGCCGGUGAUUACAUGGCUUGCUUCUUCGCAGCUGACACCAAACCCUCAAGUUUUAUGACCGUAGACUUCGAAUGGAAGUCUGGUGUUGCUGCCAAGGACUGGAGCAACAUUGCCAAGAAAGGUUCUGUUACGGCAAUGGAACUGGAGUUGCAGAGGAUGUAUGAUACGGUCCAGGCCAUUCACGACGAGAUAUAUUAUCUACGUGAAAGGGAAAAAGAAAUGCAGCAGCUAAAUAUAUCGACCAACUCAAAAAUGGCGUGGCUCAGUUUUCUGUCACUUCUCGUUUCCUUAUCUGUCACAGGGCUGCAGCUUAGGCAUUUGAAGUCAUUCUUUCAAAAGAAGAAGCUUAUUUAAACUCACCAUGUCUGCCUUUGUAUUCCAAUAGUUUC
Molecule: messenger RNA, 683 nt
Organism: Salvia splendens (bonfire salvia)
Lineage: Eukaryota; Viridiplantae; Streptophyta; Magnoliopsida; Lamiales; Lamiaceae
Product: transmembrane emp24 domain-containing protein p24delta9-like
Exons: 4
Coding region: 1-648 (215 amino acids)
Source: RefSeq, a predicted model, not a curated record